UUGCUGCACGCAGUUUAAGCAGAGUCUCUGGGAAGCGCACAACGAAAUCCACUAGAUUAAGUGAAAUAAAAUUGAAUGCGCAGUUGAAUUUUCAAAACUCAAACCAAAUGUCCUUACCGACCGAGAGUACCAACCUUUUGAGCAACGAGCACUUGAAAUCGAAUGGCUACAGCUACGGACACCUAAUACAAGUACAGCAGCCACAAUUACAGCAGGGCUAUUCGCAUUGCAUCGACGUUUUGGAGAAACCAUUAUAUGACGGUUAUGCGCUCAUACGUGCAGAGGAUGACUUCUCUGCAGGGCUCUCUUUGGAAGAACUGUUACCUUUUGUUGACGAUCCCUGGUGGCAGAAACUAAGGCGUACAAUUUUCUGCACAUUUUGUUUGGUAUUUUGGUUGACUUUAAUCACCGCCUGUACACUGGCCUAUAUGCAAAUCGACAAACCCUGUACCACUACGAUCGCUGUGACGCCAAUUACAACUACAACUGCAGCUGGGGCACUUCAACAAAGUUAAUUUACAAACUAUGGGAACAAAGAAUGUCCGUUUUAAAACAAACAAAAAAUACUAAUAAAACAAUACAAAUUAUUACAAUUAA
Messenger RNA from Anastrepha obliqua, 597 nucleotides. RefSeq lists its product as uncharacterized. NCBI's taxonomy places the organism in Eukaryota, Metazoa, Arthropoda, Insecta, Diptera, Tephritidae. The record is from RefSeq and is a predicted model, not a curated record. The transcript has 3 exons. Bases 108 to 515 code for a protein of 135 amino acids.